Molecule: messenger RNA, 1659 nt
Organism: Sungouiella intermedia
Lineage: Eukaryota; Fungi; Ascomycota; Pichiomycetes; Serinales; Metschnikowiaceae
Source: the annotation of a GenBank genome assembly
AUGUCCUUAUUGAUCCUUCCGGAUGACGUGAUCCACGAAAUCAUCUUCUAUGUGUCCUCUAGAGAACUCUAUGACUAUUCGUCCAAUAUCAUAUCGACGGAAUCCCUGAGACCGCAUGGAUCCUUCACUCCUAACAGUUGCAGGGUCUAUGGGUUCAAGGACCUAAUGGCAAUAUCAUCCACUUGCGUACGACUUCGAGUCAUAUGUGGACCAACAAUACUUCGGUUUGUCAGCUUGGUUCGACGAAGCGAAAUUGAUGCCAUCUUGGCGUAUCCUACUAGAAUGGACAAGUGGAGUGACAGUAAAGCACUCCAAAGGCAUUUCAUCAAAGAGAUUUUGACCACAAACUUCUCUAUCUGUGCUAGAGAAGAAUUAGCAAGGUUGAGUUUCCGACCCAGUGUCAAUGGUGACUUACGUUUCUGGAGUAGAUACCAAAGACAGUUUAGUGCCAACCAUUAUGUGAAAGAAUUGGAGAUUACCAAUAGCUCGCUCAAAAACGGUGAUUUGGCCUUGUUUCCUCAAUUAAGCAGCUUGAAGGUGCUAGAUAAACCUGCUGAGACUAAGCCCGAAGGAGAAUUGCCUUCUUUGAAUCUGAACUUGUCGAUACUAUCUAUCAACCUAGAGACUUUACUUGGCUGCGAGUCUCUCUUGCGUAUACUACCGCAAUUGCAUGAAUUGAACCUUAUUUGUGACAUCAACAGUCUAGAACCACAUGUGAGCUUACUGGCUUUCAAGAUUGCGCUAGGAUCUUCCAAUAAUUUGUCUUCAUUCACGUUGUUUGUUACCGAUCCAGAUCUACUUCAAUAUUCAGAGUUCGUGGACACCUUACACCACAUAAUAUCUACGGGAUACGUUCAAACCAUCGCUCUAAGGCUCACACGCAAGGCAGGGCAACGAGCAAGUAUCAAGAAAUGGGAUGUGUUCUCCAAACAAGAAGACACAGGGCCGUCUUUCGUGAGGGCACUUAAUUCGGGCAGUUCUCUACGGUCCGUAGUGGUGGACUUUGAUUUGAUUAAUCGAUUGCUGUUUCCGCCUAGAUUUCUUGCUCGAAGACAUGAUUUCCCAAUUAAAGAAUCCAUCUGCUUCUAUCUAAUCGACUACUCCCUCAGUGUCCCCAAACUACUCUUCAAGCCUAGAGAAAUGGUAGCCAAUAUCAUCCAGUCCAUUGGGGCCACUGAAGUUGUCUUCAUCUAUGGCGAGGUAAUUGACCAGUCCCAUCUACAUGCCAUUGGAGUCAUGAGCAACUUACUAAUCUAUUUAGUUUCUGAUGCCCAUCGUGCAGCACCUUACUCGGCGAUUACCCAAGUGAGUAUGGAAAAAGCGUGGUCAAUGUCUGAUGACUCCCUAGUACGACACUUCUAUGAAUCCCUAAUUGACAGUUACGAUGCUGCAGAAAAGUUCAGCGACACGAAGCGAGAAUUGGCUGCUAAAAUCCGCGCAGUGUCUACUGGAGAUCACCAUGUCUUUUCUUCGCCAAGGUACAGGAAAAGAGAGGAUUAUGUGGUUCUCUUAGAGAGCUCACAGGGAAAUCCCACGCCUAUGAUGAUUCCAAGAAGCAGACAAAAGCCUAAAGACAGUUUCUGGCCCACUGAGGCCAUGUUGAAGGACCUUGAGCACUACUGUAUGCGAGAGAAGCCACUUAGUAGUAUUUGGGAUUAG